AUGGAGUCAAGCACGGGGACUGACCAACCUCCCCCGGUGGGGAAGAAGGAGAAGAGGUUCCAAUGUCAGCAUUGCCAACGUCUGUUCGCUCGUCUCGAGCACCUGCAGCGGCACGAACGGAUUCGUAAUGAUUUGCUUGUUCGCCAUGAACGAUUGACCCACCACAAGGAGAACGGCCAGAAGACCCAUCAAGGUUCCAACGGUAGCUAUGCGCCUACGGAACCAAGGCCGCAGAAACGCAUGCGGACAAGUUUUGAUGGUGGAAGACCCGUGCCGGAGAUACCCAGCAUGAUGUCAACUCCUGCAGCCCCGACAGGCACGAUGAAUGUUGACAUGUCACACCCGCAGCCACCUCAACCGCCAACCCCUGCUGGGGCUCCGAGUGGUCCACAGAACGAUGAAUUCUCCCUAGCUGCUCUGUCUAUGGCCGCCGAGUACCAGUCGAUGCAUGGGACAUUGACCAAUGGCACCACUCCGCAUCAUGAUCUCCAAGCCCCGAUCCCAAUACCAGAUCCGAACAUGGCAACCACAGUGGAACAACCCUCCAUCCCUACAGCACCUACUCAUGUCCAUGGCCCGAGCCUCGGCGAAUCAUUGGAUAGUUUAGCUUCUUUUCUGGACAAUGAGCCCCUUUCCUCAUACCACUUCUCCUCACUAAUCAACACUGAACAACCAAUGCCCUUUUUUUCUCCCGAGUCGUUCAGCUAUGGUCAUGAUUUCCUUCCUCCUCCUGAAACCCCUGCAGGAUCAGGUCUUAACCACGGCCAUCAUCAUCUAGAUGAGCCUCACUCGUUCUCACGGUUUGGGUCCCGGCUACCUUCGCUACAGCCGGAGGAUUUUCAUCAGGAUGAAGGCACCAGCUGGCGCCCCCUUGCUGAAGUCUCGAUCGAGGACCGACAGAAAAUCGUUGAUAAGCUUAAUGAAUUCUCUAGUUUCCUGCCGGCCGACUUCAAAUUACCCACGCGACUGGCACUCUGCCGCUACAUUGCUGCAUACAUCAACGGAUUUCACGAGCAUAUGCCUUUCUUGCACAUCCCCACGAUGUCAGUCGAUACUUGCUCUAUUGAGCUCAUUCUAGCAAUCGCUGCUGUUGGUGCUCAGUAUACCUUUGAAGGAGAGAAAGGCGUUGAACUUUUUAACGCUAGUCGUGCGAUUGCGACUUAUCGAAUACGAAGAAGGGAUGCUCGUCUGGUCGAGUUUCAUCGUCGCGCGGAGUCAGAUCGAUCCUCUUCACAUGACGUCGAUGGCGCAUCGGCAACCAGAAGUCCUCCGCGCACUUGUUCAACUGUCGGACCGUUAGGUCUGCCAUCCGAAUCAGAGGUCUCCCAUAUCGGAGAAGACCUCAUGCAGACUGCGCAAGCGCUUCUUUUGCUUAUGGCACUAUGUACAUGGGCAAAGCAUAAAGAGAUUCUUCGGGAAGCAUUGGCGAUUCAAAGCAUUCUCGCGACCCUUAUAAGAGACGACGGUCUCCAGCUAGAACCUUUACAGGAAGAAAUAUCCUGGGAGGACUGGAUUCGGCGGGAAACAACGAAAAGAACAAAAUUCAUUGUCUACGGAUUUUCGAAUCUUCAUUGUAUCGUCUAUAACAUACCUCCAUUCAUCCUAACCUCCGAAGUCAAGCUUACGCUGCCAUGCAGUGCACUAGAAUUCAAGGCAUCCACAGCCGCUGCUUGGAAAGAAGCUAGGAAGAAAAGUGCCCCUGAGAUUCUCUUUCAAGAUGCCCUACAGAAGCUAUUCUCUAAGAACGGACGGGAUAUCACGGAAUGGAAUUCUAGCUCGGGGAAUUACGCACUAAUACACGCGCUGAUUCAACACAUAUUCUUCGUUCGCCAAGUAGCAAGGUGUCGCUUUGAUGGACCUGGAGAGCUCAGUCAAGAAGACGUGUCUUCACUCGAGAACGCGCUCCGGAAUUGGCAAAUUGGAUGGAAGAACAACCCUGAAUCAUCUCUUGACCCGAUGAGCCCGAAUGGCCCUGUGGCUUUCAAUUCCACUGCUCUGCUUCGCCUAGCAUACAUCCGUUUGUACGUGGAUACAGCUGGGCGUGCUUUGGAUACGCGUGAUCCUGCGCUGAUCGCAAACGCAUUUCGUGAUGGCCCAGCGAUCAAGCGAUCUCCUAAAAUCACCAGAGCCGUGCUUCACUCAGCGCAUGCGCUUAGCAUCCCGGUAAAGAUUGGAUACAGACUAGUUGCCAAGACUCAGUCAUUCAUCUGGUCCAUCCAACAUUCGCUAUGUACGUUGGAGUGUGCAUAUCUGUUGAGUAAAUGGCUCGAGGCAUUAUCUACCCCUAAUCCCGAACCCCCAGUCACAGAGGAUGAGCGAAGGAUAACAUCCAUCGUUAAGAGCAUGCUGGACGAAACAGAGUUUGCACUGCCGCCUGAUGUUCCGGUUGAAUCCCCCGCAUAUACCAAAUACCUAAGUGCCGGAGUCCUCAGAGUCUGGGCUACCAUAUUCAAAGGUGCACAGACAUGGGCUAUUGUAGAUGUUAUCGGGAGUGCGCUCAAUCUCUACGCGGACAUGUUGGAGUCAGGUUGA
Messenger RNA from Lindgomyces ingoldianus, 2532 nucleotides. RefSeq lists its product as uncharacterized. The record is from RefSeq and is a predicted model, not a curated record. Lineage: Eukaryota; Fungi; Ascomycota; Dothideomycetes; Pleosporales; Lindgomycetaceae. Bases 1 to 2532 code for a protein of 843 amino acids. The transcript has 2 exons. Gene Ontology annotation, molecular function: RNA polymerase II cis-regulatory region sequence-specific DNA binding; zinc ion binding; DNA-binding transcription factor activity, RNA polymerase II-specific. Gene Ontology annotation, biological process: regulation of transcription by RNA polymerase II; DNA-templated transcription. Gene Ontology annotation, cellular component: chromatin.